Ruditapes philippinarum (Manila clam) is the source of this 2041-nucleotide messenger RNA. RefSeq lists its product as uncharacterized. Bases 142 to 1761 code for a protein of 539 amino acids. Gene Ontology annotation, biological process: protein polyubiquitination; proteasome-mediated ubiquitin-dependent protein catabolic process. Gene Ontology annotation, molecular function: ubiquitin protein ligase activity; protein binding; zinc ion binding. The record is from RefSeq and is a predicted model, not a curated record. Lineage: Eukaryota; Metazoa; Mollusca; Bivalvia; Venerida; Veneridae. The transcript has a single exon.
AAGCGGAUAUUUAUACACAUUGUAAACGUUCGCUAGAUUCAGAUUAUUGGGAAAACUUAGUGGUGAAAUACAGUAACGAAAUAUACUCAUUGAUAUUUUUGAAUGAAAAUAAAUACUCGGAAAAGUAAAAAUAUAUGAACGAUGAAAGAGCAGACUGAACACAAUAUUACAGUAGCUGUCGAGAAUAGCAGUGGGAGUAAAAUGAUGGAAUCGUCAAUAUUAAAUGGACCUAAAGGUGUUAAAAAUGGAGAAAAUGGAAGUGAAGUUUGGCGGAAUAAAACUAAUUCAAAUACAUUGACCAAGUGUGAACUUCAUAACAAUACGUUGUUAUAUUGCACAGAUUGUCGUGAUAUAGUAUGUGGACAAUGCGAACAGAUACAUGUCUCACACACGAUGAUGAAACUCAACGAGGCCAGUAAAAUCAACAGAACAAAACUAAACUCGGAAUUAACAAAUACCAAAAAUUUGAUCAGGUAUGCAAACAUUGUACUUAAAGAUCUUCAUACAUAUCUUGAAAAAUUGGCUGUUCUUUUGGCAGAAAUUACGGCAGAAGUUUUGAAAAGGGCAGAAAGUUUACCAGAGGGUACAGAUGUCCUUCCUGAAACUUUACUCAAUGAUGUGCAGGCAGAGCAUGACUCAGAAUCAAACCGAAUCAGGGACAAAAUCGUGGAGUUUGAGAACUUUAUAGCAUCAGCUAAAACAAUCGCCAUUAAUUGUGAAAAUUUAUGUAGUGCAGUAGAUGACAAAUAUAUAUUGAUAAAAGGCAAUGCAGAACUGAUAAGUGCCUCUGACCUACAGAAAUCUUUACCUUUGUGUCCAAAAGAAAAGUGCAUUUACGUUUUAUCGCCACUUCCGGUAACAAGCGAAAGUCAGAAAUUAUCCCCUGAAGAAAUGUUGGGAGAUUUCACUAGAGUUUCAGUUCCAUGGAGGAUUGAGGUGAAAAGGAUCGGCUCAUUACGCCCUGAGGCAGUUGCGAGUUCAAGGUUCGUAACCACAAUGUGUCCUGAAUCUGACGACCAGGUUUGGGUAUGCUGGCAAUGGGGUCCAAAAAUUCAUCUCGUUAAUAAAGAAGGACAUGUUGAUAAAACGAUAGACGUAGGUUGCAAAGUCGACGAUAUAUGUAGAGGCAAUGGCAAUUUGGUUGUUUCGAGUCACGAAGCGAAGUGCAUUAAAAUAUUUGACUCAAAUUACGAACUUGUGAAAACAAUUAACACAGAAAAAGUCCCAAGAGGCGUUUACGUGAAAUCAGACAGUGAGCUGAUCUUAUGUUGCGUCCAAAACUUGCACCACAGAAAUGGUGACCAGAGUUCUUUGAUGAGGGUAGAUACAAGCGAGAGCACUAUCACAGAUCUAGGAUGUACAGAACACCUGAUUCAACCUUGGCGUGUUGCUGUCAAUAUAAAUGGAGACAUUUGUGUAUCAGAUAGAAAUAAAGGAACUGUUAUGAUUUUUGACAAUGACGGAAACUUAAAAGCUACUUAUAGUGGUCCAGACUCAUCAACAAGACACGCAUUUGCCCCACACGCAAUUUGUUGUGAUAAAUUUGGACAAAUAUUUACAGUAGACUACACAAAUCACACUGUGCAUGUGCUCGAUCCUCUUGGACGUUUCAGGGGUUUUCUUAUUAUGGAUACUGAAUUGGAAAAACGUGCAAUUUUCAUGGGGACCAGUUCUCCAUUUUCAAUCACAAUAGACCGGAGUGGUGAUGUUUGGGUUGGCAACAAGUUUGGUUACCUCACCAUUCUUAAAUACCUCAAGUAGAUACUUUUUUUUCAUCAGUUAGUUACUCAUUUAUUGUGAUAUUAAUUGUGCAUUUAAUGCUCAAGAGCCGUGAUAUACAAUCAAAGAAAAAAACACUACUCCAAUGUCUAGUAUUGUAUAUUUUGUGAUAAAAUUGUCUAUAUGAGUUUAUGUUAAGUUGAACACAUUACAACUAUAGCCUUGUGUAAUAUAAAUGACAUAUAAACUGACAUAUAUAAUGUAUAUUUUAUGUUGUUAUGCAGCUGAGCUGCAGAAAGUAAAUUACUGUGUUGAUAACAAA